GGAGAAGCAGCUCCAGGACCUGGUCCAGGAUCAGCACCACGGACAGCUCAGAGAGCAGCAGGUUCAGUGAACUGAAGCUUCAUCAUUAAUCUGGACUUCAGACUGACAAACAUGAAUCUUUCUGCUCUGACAGGUUUCACUGAGGCCAAGCAAUCACUCAAAGUCACUGGUUUGUGAUUCUGGCUGGAGUUUUAUAAAAGUAAGAAGAUCAGAUGUGCUCAGUUCAGUGGAAUCAGAGGGAAGGAGACUGUUAGAUUCAUAUUUAUUGUGACUGAGGUGUUUGGUUUGUGUCCUCCAACAUGGGAUUAUUGAUCUGGAGCUCAGAGGAUGAAGAUCAUGUUGGAAUUUAUUGGAUUUUGAUUCUUUCUUGUGGUUCUGAACAGACUCCUGUGAAUUGAAUGAGUGUUCUUGUGUCGUUUUCUGUUUAAAAAGAACAGAAGGAAGCUUUCACUCCCUGAAUAAAGUUGCGGUUAUUGUAUGUGGAAAUGUGCACCUGAACGUUCUUAAACUCCGAUUCUUAGACAAUAUAUCUGUCAAUCUGGAUAAACGGACUUCCCCUGUGUUCUCCUCAGAGCCUCAUAAAAGGUUGAGGAACCUUCAUUGUGGUUCUGCGCAGACCCAUUGUUCCUCAGAGUGUUCUCGGCAGAGGACAGCGGGGCGCACCGCCGUGAUUCCCUCCGUCCGCCUGCCGAGCCAGAAGGGCGUCAACACAGAGACAAGAGUCCAGAGUGUUGGAGGAAGGAGACGCUCACUGGACGCCUUUGUGUCCGAACAGCAGCAGGGGAAACCCGCCCGGAGCAGCCGCCGCGCCCCAGUGGAGCAGCGGAGGAUGGAGGGUCCGGAGGAGACGUUUGUUAAACAAGAGCAUCGAGACUGUGUGUAAAGAGGAGGAAGAAAAACUUGUAACAGCAGAGAGAAUAAAGGAGAAGGAGGCAGAAAACGGGGCGUCUACAGCCGAGUGAGGAACCAAACGAGGCUGAAUCUCCGGACGCACAAUUGGCUCAGACAGGAUCGAUCAGACCCACAGUGGAUCUAAUGCAGGCCGGUGAGGAGGCACAAAUGUCCGCGGGGGAUCUUUGUUCACACCUCGGCUCAGCAGCUGCAGACAUGACGCAACAGAUCAGCGCAGAAAACUGCUACGAGAUUUUGACAAAAGCCAAACGAGAAGGCGCGGAGGGCGUGAAGCAGCAGGUCUACCGCUACAUGAGCGACCACUACCUGCAGGUGCUGCGGAGCCCCGCCGUGUACGGCCGGCUGACGGCGGGGGAGAGGGAGGACAUCCUGGCCCGGAGGAUGGAGGGGAGGAAGGUGCUGGCGGUGGCCGAGACCAGCGAGGUGUGCGAUCGCGGGGGGAGCCGAGACAACAGCCGGCCGCAGAGCCCGCUGCUGCCCGCCACGGACGACUCCAACCACCGGCGGGUGUUCUGCCUGGACCCGGAGACCCGACAGUGGGAGGUGCUGACCAACCUGCCGGAGGAGAUCCCGGCUAAAGGCUCUGGGAUGUGCACCUUGUACAACUACCUGUUCGUGGCGGGGGGCAUCAGAGCGCACGGGGACGGCCGCUCCAAGGCGUCGGACCGGGUGUCCUGCUACAAUCCGCUGACCGGCCAGUGGAGCCAGAUCCGGCCGCUCAGUCAGUCCCGCUGCCAGCUCCGCCUGGUCUCCAUGGACGGCUACCUGUACGCGGUGGGCGGGGAGUGCCUGUUUACGGUGGAGCGCUACGACCCGCGCACGGACCGGUGGAGUCCGGUGGCUCCGCUGCCCAAAGGGUCCUUCGCCGUUGCGCACGAAGCGACCUCCUGCGGCGGGGAGCUCUUCGUGUCCGGCGGCUCUCUCUUCUACCGGCUGCUACGCUACGACUCCCGGCGGGACGAGUGGGAGGAGUGUCCGUUCAACGAGAGCCGGCGGCGGUCCACGGACAUGGUGGCGCACCGGAGCCUCGUUUACCGUUUCGACGUGGACCGGGAGCGCGCCGGGGUGAGCGUGUACAAGUACAACACGGUGGUGAAGGUGUGGCUCGGCGGCGCGUCCUUCCCACUGGAUAACCCGCUGCCGUUCCGCUGCACGGUGCUCGGGGAGCGGAUCUACUGCGUGAACCGGAGCCAGACGCUGCAGUUCGAGUUGGGGGAGGACCGGGAGGGCUUCAUCCCGGAGGUGCUGCCUUCCCCGGCGGAGGCCAGAGGAGCCCUGGUGCCCUUUGUGCUCACCCUGAGCCGGGACAAGUGAUCCAACCAGAGACGCUGCAUUUGGUCCGAGAAUGGAACUAGUCCGAAAAGGUGCAGAGCAGUAAUAAGUGAAGCUGCCUUCUUCCUCUGCUGGCUUCUUUUCUCCGCGGUGCCUUUUUGUUGUCAAAAUCUCGGCAGUUGUCACUUGUUGCUGAUGAGCAGCUCAGAUUCUGAGAUUAUUCAGAUGAUUGUUUCCUGACUGUAAAGCUGGAGGGUUGCUGGUUUGAAUCAGUGGUGGAAGAAUGUUUGAAACAUUAAAUGCAGUUUUUACUGAGAGGCUGAAAGUCUCUUAAAAGUUUCUGUGUUUAGGCUGAAACCUGGGAAUGUGUACUGAAGCUGUGGCUGCUCACCUUCAAGCCUGUUGUCUCCUGAACUAACAAAGAAAGAAAACUGUUCAUCAGGAUGGAGCUAAAGACAGGAGAAAAUUACUUUAUACUUUGAAUUAACUACACAAAACAGCACUGUUUAUAAGAUUCGGUCUUCCAUUUAUCAGUUUAUGAAUCCAUAAAAUCCUAGAUGUCAAAUUGCACUUAAAAAUAACUCUAAAAUUAACUUUAAAAUAGUGAAGCAUUAAGCAAUUAAAUUGGAUCAUAUAGUUGGGUUGGAUUUACUUAAUUUACUAAUGUUACUUUUAUUCUAUAGAAUGAGUUGUUCCAAUCUAACUAAACUAAGUCAGACUAACCCUUGGAUGUAGUUAAAUCAACCUUAAAAAAUUAUGUUGACUCAACACAAGUCCAUUAAAUUAGACCAACAAAACUGCUUAAUGCUAAAACGUGCAAUUCAAUAGUGUGGAAAUACGAUUAGAUAUUUCUUCAGUGUAAGUUAGAUCGACUCACUUUAUCCCAUGAAUGAAUCUAAUAAAUAACUAAUGUAACUCCAGAGCACCUCCCCCUGCAAUAUAAACCUACAAGACACAUUGAAAAACAGUCCACAAAUAAGUUUCUGGAGCUUUCAGGCACAUCGGUCUUCUUCAGCAAAUAGUUUGUCCCACUUUUGUUCAUUUUUAAAAUAUGGCUAAUGUUGAAGCUGUAGCUUAUUUUUGGAGGCAAAUCUUCACAUUUAAUUUCACAGAGUGAAGUGGAUUUUGAACAAAUUGUCUCAACUACAGACAAACAAAGAUGAAGCAGCAGAAACAGAAGGAACUGUGAAACAGAGACACUGAUGAGGAGAAACAGGUCUGAAAUGAUCUGCAGCCACAGCACGUCAUAUAUGCAACUACAUAUAUACAACACAAACUAACGUAAUAAACCAAGAUGACUAUAACUCAGACCUGAUCAUUGAUUUGAUCAGGAUGCUUCUGAGCAAUAUUACAGCUGCUUCACUGACACAAACUAAAAUAUGCAUGGAUGCUAUAAUCUGACUGUUGCUAACGAUACUCUGGAAACUCACAGGAAUUCAAUUAAAUUCUGAGAGUGAGCAAAUUUUGUUUUCCUUUUAGGUUUCUCUCUUUAUUGCACUUUGGAUGAAGUUAAUUCAUAAAUAAAUAAAACUGUUUGUGUAAUUCUCCUGGA
Messenger RNA from Acanthochromis polyacanthus (spiny chromis), 3736 nucleotides. RefSeq names its product kelch repeat and BTB domain-containing protein 11-like. Bases 1036 to 2226 code for a protein of 396 amino acids. Lineage: Eukaryota; Metazoa; Chordata; Actinopteri; Pomacentridae. The record is from RefSeq and is a predicted model, not a curated record. The transcript has a single exon. Gene Ontology annotation, molecular function: protein binding.